Molecule: messenger RNA, 375 nt
Organism: Penicillium mononematosum
Lineage: Eukaryota; Fungi; Ascomycota; Eurotiomycetes; Eurotiales; Aspergillaceae
Exons: 2
Coding region: 1-375 (124 amino acids)
Source: RefSeq, a predicted model, not a curated record
AUGUCUAUCGGUACGGUAAUGGUAACGGGUAUUGUCUCGCGCAAGGGAGACAACGGAUGGCGCAAUGUAGAAGGCAUGGUCACGGCUCUGCGACGCCCUGAAUACACUCUGUGCAAGGUUAACUUCGCUAAGAGCACCUUCGCCGACCAAGUGGCUCCUCCUUCGUUCAGCAAACGUGACCAGGAUGAGUCGAUGGGCGGGAAUUAUCCAUGGAAGAUUGAAAGUAUGUGCCAUCGACUCGUAAUUUGGGAUUAUAAUAACUAUAUACCUUCUUUUCCGGGUAUUGAGCUGCUUGUUGAGGAGGACGGGUUCCCUCUGUGGGACGAAGUGGACUGGGAGGACAUCAAGUUUGAGCAUGCAGCAGAGUCAAAUUAA